AUGCCGGCCAAGUCGAGAUUUACGAGGCUUGACGCCUUCACCAAGACGGUGGACGAGGCGCGCGUUCGAACUACGUCCGGCGGAAUUGUCACCAUUGUGUCGCUAAUUGUCGUCCUUUGGUUGGCUUGGGGAGAAUGGGUCGACUACCGGAGGAUAGAGAUUCACCCCGAGCUCAUCGUCGACCAGGGAAGAGGCGAGCGCAUGGAGAUCCAUCUCAACAUCACCUUCCCCAAGAUGCCCUGCGAACUUCUUACCCUCGAUGUUAUGGAUGUUUCCGGAGAGCAGCAGCACGGUGUCAUGCACGGCGUCAACAAGGUCCGUCUCCGCCCUCAGAAGGAGGGAGGCGGCGUCAUCGACGUCAAGGCCUUGAGUCUCGACGAGGCUGCCGAGCACCUGGAUCCCAACUACUGCGGCCCCUGUUACGGUGCCCCGGCGCCGCCUAACGCGCAGAAGGCCGGCUGCUGUAACACUUGCGAGGAAGUCAGAGAAGCGUACGCGCAGGCCUCUUGGGCGUUCGGUAAGGGAGAGAACGUCGAGCAGUGCACGCGCGAGCACUACGCCGAGAAGCUGGAGGAGCAGCGCAGGGAGGGCUGCCGCAUUGAGGGUGGCCUCCGCGUGAACAAGGUUGUUGGAAACUUCCACUUGGCUCCUGGCCGGUCCUUCAGCAACGGAAACAUGCACGUCCACGACCUCAAGAACUACUGGGAGACUCCCGACGAUGCCCAGCACGACUUCACCCACGUCAUCCACACCCUCCGCUUCGGUCCCCAGCUGCCCGACACCAUCACCAAGAAGAUGACGAAGCGCGCCUACGCCUGGACUAACCAUCACGGCAACCCCCUCGACAGCACCCACCAGGAGACCAACGACCCCAACUACAACUUCAUGUACUUUGUCAAGAUUGUCCCCACAUCGUACCUCGCCCUCAACUGGCAGAAGAGUGCCUCUAUUCAGGACGAGGAGAGCUCUGGUCUCGGUCUCCUUGGCCACCUCAGCGACGGCAGUGUCGAGACUCACCAGUACUCCGUGACGAGCCACAAGCGCAGCUUGGCUGGCGGUGAUGACUCUGCCGAGGGACAUCAGGAGCGCCUUCACUCUCGUGGUGGUAUUCCGGGUGUCUUCUUCUCCUACGACAUCUCCCCCAUGAAGGUCAUCAACCGCGAAGAGCGCGCCAAGACCUUCACUGGUUUCUUGACCGGUCUCUGUGCCAUUAUCGGUGGUACCCUCACCGUCGCUGCCGCCGUUGACCGUGGUGUUUUCGAGGGUGGCCUGCGUCUUAAGAAGAUGCGCUCGAAGGAUCUGUAA
This is a messenger RNA of Colletotrichum chrysophilum, 1305 nucleotides long. RefSeq lists its product as uncharacterized. NCBI's taxonomy places the organism in Eukaryota, Fungi, Ascomycota, Sordariomycetes, Glomerellales, Glomerellaceae. Gene Ontology annotation, cellular component: Golgi membrane; endoplasmic reticulum membrane; endoplasmic reticulum. The record is from RefSeq and is a predicted model, not a curated record. The transcript is spliced from 4 exons. Gene Ontology annotation, biological process: endoplasmic reticulum to Golgi vesicle-mediated transport; retrograde vesicle-mediated transport, Golgi to endoplasmic reticulum. Bases 1 to 1305 code for a protein of 434 amino acids.